This is a messenger RNA of Colossoma macropomum (tambaqui), 1074 nucleotides long. RefSeq names its product wnt 11, family member 2 (gene wnt11f2). NCBI's taxonomy places the organism in Eukaryota, Metazoa, Chordata, Actinopteri, Characiformes, Serrasalmidae. Gene Ontology annotation, molecular function: frizzled binding; cytokine activity. Gene Ontology annotation, biological process: multicellular organism development; canonical Wnt signaling pathway; cell fate commitment. Gene Ontology annotation, cellular component: extracellular region. The record is from RefSeq and is a predicted model, not a curated record. The transcript is spliced from 5 exons. Bases 1 to 1074 code for a protein of 357 amino acids.
AUGUGGAGAAGUGCGGAUCUGUGGCUACAGCGCCCCCUACUGCUGCUGCAACUACUGCUGCAGCUACAGCGAGGAGAGGGAAUAUACUGGCUUGGCCUGGCAUCCCGUGGUGUUCCUGCUAGUUGGAAUCACACUCAGCACUGCAAGCUCCUCCAUGCUCUGGCUCCAGACCAGCAGCAGCUCUGCAGGAGGAACCUGGAGCUGAUGGGCAGCGUGGUCCAGGCAGCCGAUCUGACCAAAGCAGCCUGCCAAAGCUCCUUCAAGGACAUGCGCUGGAACUGUUCAUCCAUCCAGAGCGCACCAAACUUUAGUCCAGACCUGGCCAAAGGUACGCGUGAAUCAGCGUUUGUGUUUUCUCUCUCUGCGGCUGUAUUAAGUCACUCUAUUGCCCGCUCGUGUGCGUCCGGCGCUCUGCCCAGCUGCUCCUGCGCUCCGGCCCCGGCUGAGCAGGCCUCGGCCGAUUUUCGCUGGGGGGGCUGUGGGGAUAACGUUCGAUACGGGCUGCAGAUGGGCUCAGCCUUUUCCGACGCUCCGCUCAACAGCAGACGUUCUGGACCCCCAGCCAUCAGACUCAUGCACCUGCACAAUAACGCUGUGGGCAGACAGGCAGUGCUGGACGCAUUGGAGACGAGGUGUAAGUGUCACGGCGUCUCCGGUUCGUGCUCAGUGAAGACGUGCUGGAAGUCCCUGCUGGAUGUAGGCCACAUUUCGGCUCAGCUGAAGGCCCGCUACCUUUCAGCCACUAAGGUGGUCCCGCGCCAGAUGGGGUCCCGCAGGCAGCUGGUCCCCCGGGAGAUGGAGGUGAGACCGGUUUUGGAGAACGAACUCGUCUACCUGAUCAGCUCACCUGACUACUGUUCAUACAACGCCAAGCACGGCUCGUACGGAACCACCGACAGGCAGUGCAAUAAGACAGCGAGUGGCAGCGAUAGCUGUGGGUUAAUGUGCUGCGGCCGUGGCUACAACACCUACACCGAGCAGGUGGAGGAACGAUGCAACUGCCGCUAUCACUGGUGCUGUUACGUCACCUGCAAGAAAUGCCAAUACACUGUGGAGAGACACGUCUGCAAGUGA